CUGAAUUUGGACACGCAUCGCUGGACAAACUGGCGGCAUAAAUAGGCAAGCGCCGGCUGGCGCAGCGUCUUAAAUCGAAAUGUUGCUGCUGCUGCUGAUGGUCGGCGCGGUCGUUGGCUACGAUCAGAGUGUCAACUAUUGGGAGGCCUUUGCGCCAGGCAAGCUGCUGCAGCGUUUGGAUGCGCUCACUGCAACGGAUGUGCAGCACGGCCAGGUCAAUGCAUUCACGGAGCAACAGCGGCCCAGCGCACAGGCCAAGCUUGAUGAGGAUGCGGACGAUGAUGACGAAACGGAUGCGGAUUCCGAGGCCAUCGAUCAUGAUCAUGACGUGGAGCAGCUGGAGCUGGAUAGUGACAGUGCCGAGGGACAUUCUGGCGAGGAUUACGAGCGCAAUUAUGAGCAGUUUGUGCGGCAAUACUUUGAUCGCAUACCAGACAAUGCGGAUGACGACGCGGCUGACGAUGUGGACGAGCAUCAGGCGCAGCUGGAUGACAGCGUCGAGUCGCAGGCGGGGGCCAGCAGUCAUGUGCAACAGCAUCGCUGCCGUCGUGUCCAGCGCAAUGGGCAGCUGUGCAAAAUAUGUCGCGAGGCGCGCAACAACGAGAUCAUCGAGACGUGCAGCUACUCGCACGAGGCACAGCCGGAGCACUAUGCCUACGACAGUGGCUCGCAGUACAAGCGCUACCGGGACGCACCCUCCUCCUCCGACGAGCAGAGCGAGGAGCAGGACGCCAUAGUGCGACAACGGCGCACCGGACGCCACACCUCAAUCGUGCAGCCCGCCGGCGACAGCAGUCUCUGCGAGCGCCGCAUGGUGGGCAACAGUGUCUGCUACGAGUGCAAGGACAGCGGCGGCCAGCACAUGCGACGCUGCUACGAUGCGGCAUUGAACAAGCAGAUCAAGAGCCGCGCCAAGCCGGGCCAGCCACACGGCGGCCAAUCGCAGCAGUCGGAGCAGGAGCAGCGCCUCUACAAGCGCACCAUCAGCUACAGCUAUGCGCAGGGCAGCAGCCCGGACGACAGGAUGACCACCACGCACCCAACACCAGCUAGCAAUGAUACCCGAAUGCCGUCGUCGUCGUCGUCGUCCUCGUUGCCACCUGCCCGCCGGCUAACCAAGGUAUUGCGUAGGCGUGUCGCAAUCCCAAUUGCAGCCGUCUAGUGCGACUUCCAUAAACAAUUAUCUCUUCUUUUUUUUUUAAAUAUAUAUUUUUUUUAAUCAUUUUAUAAACAAUAUGCACACACGCUUUUAUGCCAAGGAGCAACUAUAAAAGGAGC
Messenger RNA from Drosophila montana, 1278 nucleotides. RefSeq lists its product as uncharacterized. The record is from RefSeq and is a predicted model, not a curated record. The transcript is spliced from 2 exons. NCBI's taxonomy places the organism in Eukaryota, Metazoa, Arthropoda, Insecta, Diptera, Drosophilidae. Bases 80 to 1162 code for a protein of 360 amino acids.